CUGACUAUAAAUACAAAAAGGUCUUCGAAACAGCAACCAUUUUCUUAAAUAUUCACUGUUUAAAAAGACCUUGGUCACAACCUUGAUAUUCUCAAAUUUCUGACGAUGAAGUGGUCCGUUGCUGUCGUUUUAUGUCUAGCUUUUGCUGUUGUUUUCGCCAUCACAGCCGAAGAGGGUAGAGAAAAAUUCAAGAAAGCCCACGAAAAAUGUCAAACUGAUCCGGCCACGGCCGCCGACGAGGAAGAGCUAAAAGCUUACAAAACGGAGCAUAAAGUAACCGAGGGAAUAAAAAUCCACGCCCUGUGUGUUUCGAAAACACUGGGCUGGCAGCAUCAGGACGGCAAGAUCAACAAGGAAUCCGUCAAGGAAAAAAUCGUGCUGUAUUUGGGUCAGACCCCUAAAUUGGACGAAAUCCACGCCGAAUGCGUUGUGGACAAAGAGAAUGAAAAGGAAACCGCCAUAAAUCUUUUCAAAUGUUAUUACAAAUAUUUCGCUCACAAGACUAGCAAACAGUAAGAAUGUAAAUGUGUCUGAAUAAAUAUAUAUUUUACUUAAU
This is a messenger RNA of Sitophilus oryzae (rice weevil), 556 nucleotides long. RefSeq lists its product as uncharacterized. Lineage: Eukaryota; Metazoa; Arthropoda; Insecta; Coleoptera; Curculionidae. The transcript has 2 exons. Gene Ontology annotation, molecular function: odorant binding. The coding region runs from base 106 to 516 and encodes 136 amino acids. The record is from RefSeq and is a predicted model, not a curated record.